Messenger RNA from Haemorhous mexicanus (house finch), 1596 nucleotides. RefSeq names its product heparin binding EGF like growth factor (gene HBEGF). The record is from RefSeq and is a predicted model, not a curated record. Gene Ontology annotation, biological process: positive regulation of cell population proliferation; epidermal growth factor receptor signaling pathway; positive regulation of mitotic nuclear division. Gene Ontology annotation, molecular function: heparin binding. The coding region runs from base 16 to 1083 and encodes 355 amino acids. The transcript has 6 exons. NCBI's taxonomy places the organism in Eukaryota, Metazoa, Chordata, Aves, Passeriformes, Fringillidae.
CCAGGGUCUGGGGACAUGGGGACCAUCGGGAUCCUCCUCCUCUCCCCCUGGCUGGGGCCACAUUUUCCCCUGGCCAUCUCCUGCCCUCCGCGCUCUGCAGAAACCCUUUUCUCCCCGGGCUCUCACCGCCCUGGCCGGCCCGGCCCGCAGAGCGGAGCGGAGCGGAGCGGAGCGGUACCGGGGUGGCGGUGGCUUUUGGGUCCCUGGCCCGCCUCCGGAGCGAGGAGAACCCACCGGGCCCAGGCCAAGGUCCCGGGAACCAGUCCCGCUCCCAGCGGGGCGCCUCCGGGGGCGGUGGGGGAAGCCCUUGCCGGGGGCGGGACGGUCGCUCAGCCCCUCCCCGCCCCGCCCCGCCGCCCGCAGCUUUCUACCCGCCGCGAGGCCGCCGUGCCGGAGAGCGGACAUCGCUGCGGGACCGAGCGGAGCGCGGUAGGGGCUGGACGUGUGUGCCCGCGGGACAUGGACGGGCGGGCGGUGCUGAUCCAGGCGCUGCUGGCGGCAGUGUGCUCGGCAGCGGCGGGCGGGCUGCGCCGGGACGAGCUGCACAACGAGGUGCUGCACAAGGGCGGCGGCGGCGGGGUGCCGGUCCCGGCCACGGCCCCGCUGCUCGGCGGCAGCCCGGAGAAGGAGGGCGGCGGAGCGGCCUCGGGGGACGACUUCAGCGAGCUGCCGAGAGUUGCCUUCCUGUCAAAGCCUCAAGGCCUCGUUACUCCCAAGAAAAAAGGGAACGGCAAUAAAAGAAGAAAAGGCAAGGGCCUGGGGAAGAAGAGAGACCCGUGCCUGCGGAAGUACAAGGAUUUCUGUAUUCACGGCGAGUGCAAGUACAUCCGAGAGCUGGGAGCUCCCUCUUGCAUAUGCCAGCCAGGCUAUCAUGGAGAGCGCUGCCACGGCCUCUUGCUGCCAGUGGAGCACCCACCCAGUGCGUACGACCACACCACAGCCCUGGCUGUCGUUGCGGUUGUCCUGUCUUCCCUGUGUCUCGUCAUCAUCGCAGCCCUGCUGAUGCUCAGGUGUCACAAGAGGGGUGGUUACGAUGUAGAAAACGAAGAGAAAAUCAAGCUGGGCAUCACUGUGAAUCACUGAGGAUGCCAGGUGCUGGCGAGGGGCCGGCGCUAACGCACUUCUACCUCCUGGAAGAGGCGAGACCGCGGCGCCAGCGGCACGGGGCUGCGGCACGCUGGGGGCUCGCUGGAGCACCAGGACGGCACCGGCGGGGCUGCUCGGGCAGCGGCGGCGCUGCGGCAGCUCCGUGGCCGCCUCCGGGACGGGGCGGGCUCGGGAGCGGUGCUGGCCGGGGCACGGGGGCUCUCCCGCGGCUCUCCGUCCGCUGCAGUACGUGCCGAGGAACAAGCUGUGAAAGGGAGGAGACCGAGCUCGGGGCUUCCUUCGCCGCAGAAAGGGGGGGAGGGUAACAGCUAUUUAACAAGAUAUUUUUCAUUUUAAAUUAUAUAUUUAUUUUAGAUAAACUGUACAUAGUAUUUAUAUUUAUUGUAGGUCUGGCCCUGCAUCCUUCAUGUACGUCAAGAUGACAGGGUCAGACCUCCCUUAUUUUUUAAGUGCAAUGUAAUAUUCUAAUAAAUAACACUUUGUAACAAA